AUCACCCCUGGCAUCCAAUAUUUUGCCUAUCGUUUUGCGUCAGCAUUCAGUAAUGGCGGUAUCUUUCCUCAAAGCUCUAUUUCGCCCAAUUCUUCUUCUUACCGUAUCACCAGGCACCAUGCCAAACUUGCGGGUUUCUGACACACAUUAUCCUCAGCUGCUGUGUGUUCUGUCUAUAAGCUUCUUGUUGAAGUUUGUUGGUCUCAUGCAGAGAAGUCCUCCUCGCCAUUAGUUGAAGGUUUCUUUGAGUUUCAGUUGCUUAGGGUUCUGUUACUAUUUUAUAUCAGAAAUGGCUUUGUCGAUUCUUAAAGGACUGCUCCAAGGAUAUGUGCAGUCAUUGUUCGAUGAGGGAAUUGUAAACGAUCAAUUCUCACACAUUCAGUCUCUAAAAAGUGCAGAAAAACCUGAUAGUGUCGUGCAGUUCAUCAGUAUGUACUGUGAUGAUGUGGGGGCCAUCAUAUCUGAAUUAAAAAGCUACAUUGAUCUUCCUGAUGUUGAUUUUUCCAGGUUGGCUGCAGAGGCUCGCAAAGUAGAGGAAAAGAGUUUGCGCAUUGGCGCUGAGCAUAUGAGACUUGCAUGUGCUGACCUCAUUCAAGCUUGUGAGGAGAAUAAUAAGGAAAAUUUCUCUCGGGCCUUAAAAUGGAUGAAGAAUGAAUUUGUUCGGACGCGGAGCAAGUUGGAAUCCUUUGCUCAGAUGGAGCGUAGGAUUAUCAGACUCGAGAGUAGACCACCACAUGAUAAGUGUGUGUGUUCUUCCAAAUCGUCCUCCAGUUGUGGGUGAGCAAUUUCACAAAGGCCUGGUGUUUUACAUGUAAAGUCAUGCACACUCGAUAAUCAAACUGUAUUUAGCUUCUGUAAGGUGCCAGCUUUACUCUACUGCAUUUUUGUAUAAAAAAGCUUGGCUGUAGCUGUAAGCCUGUAAUCAAUCCUUUUUCUAUUGCCUUCUACUUGGUGUUUCUACUCAUCCCAUGCUCGGCACAGAGAAAAGCUGGUUCUUAUUUUUUGAAAGAUAAAACUGGCAAUAUUCUCAUGCAAUGUACAAAUCAAAUUCUCACUAGGGAACUACAGUUCAUGUACAUUGCAGAUACUAAUUAAGGGCUGCCGCAAUUGCAUAUUUGAUUUUAUUUGUGGAGU
Malania oleifera is the source of this 1134-nucleotide messenger RNA. RefSeq names its product histidine-containing phosphotransfer protein 1-like. Gene Ontology annotation, biological process: cytokinin-activated signaling pathway; phosphorylation; phosphorelay signal transduction system. Gene Ontology annotation, molecular function: histidine phosphotransfer kinase activity; protein histidine kinase binding. The record is from RefSeq and is a predicted model, not a curated record. NCBI's taxonomy places the organism in Eukaryota, Viridiplantae, Streptophyta, Magnoliopsida, Santalales, Ximeniaceae. The coding region runs from base 290 to 781 and encodes 163 amino acids. Gene Ontology annotation, cellular component: nucleus; cytoplasm. The transcript is spliced from 7 exons.